This is a messenger RNA of Staurois parvus, 309 nucleotides long. The record is from the annotation of a GenBank genome assembly. Lineage: Eukaryota; Metazoa; Chordata; Amphibia; Anura; Ranidae.
UACUGUGUGAGCUGUGAUUGGUUACAUCUUGUCACAUGGUACAAGGCUGUGGUGAAUAGCCUUGUACCAUGUGAUCUCUUUGAUCAUUCACAGAUUUCACAUGUAGUAAGCAAUGAUGUCAGAAGUGACAUCUUGCUUACCACUCUUCAUGUGAUCGGGACCUCAUACAGAGGGCACCGGAUCGCGGUGCUGCACACUCCCAGGGAGCGUGCACAAGCAGGGAGCGGAAGCCAUUUACAGUCAGGUCCCCACCCCUGCACUGCUCCCAUCCAGCCAUUUAUAUACAUGGGCCGGACGGGAAGUGGUUAA